Messenger RNA from Kazachstania africana CBS 2517, 675 nucleotides. It is a transcript of the gene OPI3, whose product is annotated as bifunctional phosphatidyl-N-methylethanolamine N-methyltransferase/phosphatidyl-N-dimethylethanolamine N-methyltransferase. The transcript has a single exon. Lineage: Eukaryota; Fungi; Ascomycota; Saccharomycetes; Saccharomycetales; Saccharomycetaceae. The record is from RefSeq and is a predicted model, not a curated record. Gene Ontology annotation, biological process: phosphatidylcholine biosynthetic process. The coding region runs from base 1 to 675 and encodes 224 amino acids. Gene Ontology annotation, molecular function: S-adenosylmethionine-dependent methyltransferase activity.
AUGAAUCAGACAGCAGAAAAGAUUAUUGAAACGAUUCCCGUCACUGGCGGGGUUGAUUUCAAGAGGAUUGCGAGUGAAUUAGUGGGAUCAAUUGAUUUUCACGAUUGUUAUUUCCAAAAAUCGCUAUUAUUUAUUGUAUUUAAUCCAGUGUUUUGGAACAUUGUGGCCCGUCUCGAGUAUUCUACACAUUUUUUGACGAAAUUGGCUGGCGGUAACGCAAAGAGAGGAUGUUACUUACUAGCUAUUAUAAUUUUCACUUUAGGCAUUGGUCGUGAUUUAAUGUUUGAAAAAGCUCUUCGUUUGCAACCUUCUUUGCCCUUAUUUCAAAAUUUGUACGUGAAAAUGCUUGGAUAUGUGUUCACUGCAAUUGGACAGGUAUUCGUCCUUACAUCCAUGUACCAAUUGGGUGUCACAGGUACAUAUCUCGGUGAUUAUUUCGGUAUAUUAAUGGAUCAUAGAGUCACCUCUUUCCCAUUCAAUGUCUCAAAUAAUCCUAUGUACCAAGGGUCUACGUUGACAUUUCUUGGCUAUACUCUGUUAUUUGCCAAACCAGCAGGUUUAAUUGUCACAGCAAUGGUUCAUCUCAUGUACAAGAUCGCUUUAAGAUUCGAAGAACCAUUCACCGCAAAGAUUUACGCUCAAAAGCAGCUUGAUGAACGAAGAAAACAUAAAUAG